AUGUCUCGACGCGUGGAUACUCUUGGUGGUCCAUCGGAGCCACCGCAAUGGGCGACAGAUUUCUCCGGCUCAGAGAUGCGAGGACCGGGCGAGUCUUCGACUUUGUCACAUGUACCCCGAGCUGCGUCUGAUAUCACACCGAGUGUACCUAUGGCCUCGCAUCUAUCUGGCGACUCUAUACCAUCCGCAUACUCCGAGUCCUUCACCAUCAGGCGCCAUCCGCCAGAUCGGGUCGUUUCUGGACAAUUCUAUGCUCUCGAAACGGACCCCGAGCCGGAAUCCGGAGAGUUGCUCCGAGAGAGUCCGCUGCACAGUCCCGUAGAAAGCCUGGAGCGAGAUUCAGAUGGGGAGAAUGACAACGGUCAACGGAAGAAGAAGAGGACACGGGUCUUGAUGACCCAUCAACAGCAGGCCACCCUAUCGAAAUUGUGGAGAGCGACAAAAUUUCCCGGGACUGGCGAACGAGAAGCGGUGGCAAAACAGGUCGGACUGACUGGUCGUCAAGUUCAGGUCUGGUUCCAAAGCUCACCCCGUUCUCGUCGACUCACCUUGGAAGCUACCAAAGCUGCCGAUAGGGAUAGAGUCACAGCUUGGGCAGCGGAAUCUGGAGCAGCGACGGGAUACCUCGGCGUCUCACUAGAAGAAGGUGCUGAUCGGGCAUCAGACGUUGAUGAAGAUGGCGAAGAGCCAGACUGGUCACUGUCUCAAUCCGCUUCACACGCUGAAUCUUCCAGGAGGUUGUCUCGCUCUGACCGUCCGAAUCGAGCUUCAACCAUGUGGGAGCUGGACGAAGAUGAGCGUCUACAAGCCUUCUCCCACCCUCAUCGACACCCGCAACCCAGUCCACAUCGCUUGUCACCGAAGAGUUCGACUCGGAGAGAGAGCAACUUGCAUGGUCCUCUGGACGCACCCGUCUCGUGCAGACCGUUGGCAGGUCGUUCAGGUGGAGCAUUUCAAUCAUAUGCUCGCAGUCCUUCAUUGAACGAUCCAUGGACUCUCCGACCGAGUCCUCAGUCAGUCACCUCACCCCUCAGUCCCGCCCUUCCACCGCUUCCACAUCAUUCCCAUUCCGCCCCUAAUCCCACAAAAAAAGACUCCCUACCUCAGCUCAACAACCACUCCAGACCUCAGUCAUUCGAUGGAACUCGGCCAUCCGAGCUUCCGCCGAGUCUCGUCAACCUCACACUGACUGGGCCGAUGGCACACGAGGUCGCGGGCGGUCGUUCAAGGGAUUCAUUCCACUCACUGGCCGUACACCAUUACGAUCAUGUUCCAUCGCGCUCUGGAUCCCUGACGACUUCUUCACCCGCCAUGCCAGGAUAUCAUCCUGAACCUGAGCUGUCCCGAUCAAGGACAGACAGUGCGCGUACGUCGCGCACUGGUCCGUUGACCGAGUCUCACAGUUCAAGAGAUUGGUUCAGGUCGUCUUUGAAUUCGGAUCGAAAGUGGUCGGAGGGAUCCGUCAUGAUGUCUCAAGACGGCGAUAUCAAUAUGUCUGCUCGUGGUGUCCAGCCCGAUCAAGCAUUCAAAUGCCAAUCUGGACCAACCAUCGCCAGCGUCGGCGCCGAUGGCACUCAUCAGAUAAUGUCGAAAUUUGCUCAAUCACCCGUCGACCUGGAGAUGCGCAAAUCGAGCGAUACGAAACCGACUCAAUAUCGCUCCCAGCCAGGUUCACCCCUGAAGCACCUUGGGUCUCGGAACGAAGCGACUUCGAACAAACGGAAAUCAUUCGAGAUGCCUCUUCCCCCGUCUAACAAUGGCGUCUGGGAUAGACUCACCUCGGCUUCUCUUCCCAGCAACAGGUCAGAGGGGGAACGAGCUCAGCAGCUCAACACGGUGUCUGAAUCAUCUGCGAAGAGGGACCUACCGAGUUUCAGAGAUAUGUUCCGGUAG
Kockovaella imperatae is the source of this 1893-nucleotide messenger RNA. RefSeq lists its product as hypothetical. Gene Ontology annotation, biological process: regulation of transcription by RNA polymerase II. The transcript has 4 exons. The record is from RefSeq and is a predicted model, not a curated record. Bases 1 to 1893 code for a protein of 630 amino acids. Gene Ontology annotation, molecular function: DNA-binding transcription factor activity, RNA polymerase II-specific; sequence-specific double-stranded DNA binding. Gene Ontology annotation, cellular component: nucleus. NCBI's taxonomy places the organism in Eukaryota, Fungi, Basidiomycota, Tremellomycetes, Tremellales, Cuniculitremaceae.